GUCUACCGACGUGAAGAACUGAAGAUAUAGUAUUAGAGAUGCAGGACAAGUCGUAUGCGGUGGUUGCCUUUCUGGAUGAAGAGGACAGCUACUCGGAAAUCCCGUCAUUUUGGCUGUCCCACAAUAACACUAAGUGUUGGUGGCCAAAGAGUAAAACACCUUCAAAUUUUAUAAAACGUGGAGCAAAACCCGACCCCGCAAAAUGGAGUUUAUGCAGUGUAAGAGUUGAAGGAACUUUUUCGACUUUAGAAGAAGCCAGAAAAAGGGCUGAAAAUGAAGAUUAUACCUCUUCGGAGGAAGUCCAACGCAACAGGAAGAAAAAUCCAAAAUAUGUGGAUUCCCAACUAGCUAUUACAAGUGAUGAAGAAUAUUCAACAAGUCGAAGUGGAACACCGCCACCACAAAUGUGUGAAGAAGUUUUAGUCUAUGCUUCACCUUCAACAUCACCCAUUAAUCUAGAACAAAUGCCAGUUAUAAUUGCAGAUAACAUCGUCGAGUCUGGUACCGUACAAGCUGCCACUAAUUCGUACGGUUAUACGUUAGAUAAAAUAUAUGAACUACUUGUAAGUACGAACUUAUAUGUAAAAGGUAUAUCAGCACGACUAGAGAAAAUGGAAAAUUCAAGAAAAAUUGAGAGUGUCAAUAAUCAUGAUGCACUGAAAGAUUUAAGAAAAAUGUUGCCCUUAAGCAGCACAGAUGAUAUAAAUCAAUUUGAAAUAUUUCUUGGGGAUGAUGAACAAAAGAAAAUUUUUACAAAUUUUAUAUCCUCUAUAGGAGGUAGGAAUGUGAAAGAUAAUAUUCACAGAUGUUUGAAAUCAAUAUUCUCUAAUGAAGCUGCUACCAAAUGUUCGUGGCUAGGCCAACGAGGCAAUUUUCGCGUUUGUGAUCUAUCUUCAAUAACUGUCCUAAAAGAUCAGAUCCAAGUCAACUAUAAUAUAACAUUAAAAGAGUUUGAAGUCAUUGGUAGCGAAUGGUUCCGUUUGUCAAAAUUAAGGUUAAAACCAGAUAAACGCAACCCUGAUUCUUCUAAUGUCGUCAACUAGUAUUGUAAUCUAUUAUAUAAUAUAAAAUAUACAUUUUGUUCAAUAUAUUGUAUUUAAGUAAAAAUGAAUAUAUCGUAUUUACAUAAA
Photinus pyralis (common eastern firefly) is the source of this 1130-nucleotide messenger RNA. RefSeq lists its product as uncharacterized. The transcript is spliced from 8 exons. The record is from RefSeq and is a predicted model, not a curated record. Bases 39 to 1043 code for a protein of 334 amino acids. NCBI's taxonomy places the organism in Eukaryota, Metazoa, Arthropoda, Insecta, Coleoptera, Lampyridae.